Molecule: messenger RNA, 1839 nt
Organism: Armigeres subalbatus
Lineage: Eukaryota; Metazoa; Arthropoda; Insecta; Diptera; Culicidae
Product: 2-oxoglutarate and iron-dependent oxygenase domain-containing protein 3-like
Exons: 2
Coding region: 164-1132 (322 amino acids)
Cellular component (GO): membrane
Molecular function (GO): iron ion binding; oxidoreductase activity, acting on paired donors, with incorporation or reduction of molecular oxygen; L-ascorbic acid binding
Source: RefSeq, a predicted model, not a curated record
AUAUUUGGUGUUAUGUUUUCAACGCCGGCUAGAACCGAGCGAGCGCAGAAGCACUGUGAUCACGCGAAUGAUUAUCGAUUAAUCUAAAAUCCAUUGACUGAGAAGCAAAUUAUUUGCGAUUUUUUCUACCUGGAAACAGAAGUCUUUAAAAAUUGUGUGGCCAAUGAGUGAAUCGAGUGUGAGACAGCGGAAGAAAACCUCGAGCGAUGGGAAACCUCGAAAGGUGAAGAUACCUCAACAGAGUGUUUCGGGAGUUAAUCAACACAACCGGAUGUGGGCACGGUUGGUGCUGAUAGUUGGAAUCGCUGUGGUCGUCUAUUUCACAACAUUUCGAACUAGGGAAAAGAAAUUUGCCACUCAACGGGAAUCGCUUGAACUGCGCACUCAGAAAUUAGAUUGCUCCAAGUUGUAUUUUGAAGAAAUUGCCAAAUACGCUGGAUGUAUUCCCUCGAACUGUGGACGUUUUGUCAGCGAUAAAAUAGUUGGCCCAGCAGAAGUUGACAUCCUACUGAAUCUUGCAAAAUCCGGUUUUCGUUUCGGUCAAUCUUCGGGAGGAGCUUCCAUUCUGGAUCUUCACUCGGGUGCCCUUUCGAAGGAAACACAAUUCAUUAACAUUUAUAAAAUCCCGGAAGCUAAGUCGAUAUUCUCCGCAGAGCAUAUUAAUACUUACAAACACGUGAAGGACAAAGUCCAGCAGGCUGUCAGUGAGAACUUCAAAAUUAACAAAGAGGCAUUGUACUUGACCCACCCGACAUUUUUCUCGAGACUGACCAACGAAUCUGCGAAAACCAUCCACGACGAGUAUUGGCAUCCGCAUGUGGACAAAGAGACCUACAACUCCUUCCACUAUACCACACUUUUGUAUCUGACGGAUUUUAGUAAGGAUUUCACCGGAGGGCGUUUCGUGUUCAUCGACAGUGCCGGUAAGCAUAACAAGACCCAUGUUUAUAUCGAGCCCAAGCGGGGUAGGGUUAGUGGGUUCACAUCCGGUGCGGAAAACCUCCAUCACGUGGAAGAGGUCAGCGCCGGGGUACGCUAUGCCAUUACAAUUUCCUUCACCUGCAAUAAGGAGCAUGCCAUGGGUGAUCCAAAGUUUUCUUUGGAUGAGGAUGAAGGGCCAGAAUUGAUUUAAAUUAGCUUGAGAUUCAUGUCGCAUCUAAUAGCUUACUUUUGUUUUGUAUGGACUAUAUUUCUUUGCUUAAUUGUUUCUGUUUUCCAGUGAUGUAGAACGUUUUUGAAGCAACCAUGAAGCGUGAUUUGUAGGUAUUUAUGAUCUAGUUGAAUGGGGCUUAAUUUGAUAACCUUUUUAUUCAUGAAUAUAUAAUGUUUAAAUGUAUUUACAUUAUAUCACUAUUCUAUCUCUUGUGCAAUUCUCAGUCAAAACUUUGAUACGGUAAUGGUUUUACUUAAAAAAAAAUAGAUAAAUACCUGCUAACUCAUGGUUGCUUUGAACAAAUUUAAUAAGUUACUGCAUUUAAGGUAAAAGUCUUACUUAACAAUGUAUUAUUCCUUAGCACAUUUUUUGCAACUUGAACCAUGGAACAAAAUGAGUAAGCACAUUGCUGAACAUUCCUAUCUUGAAUAUGUUCGGUAUAUAAUACUAGAAUGCACGACUAUUAACCAAGUAUUAGGUAGUUACCCUAAGGAGCAUUCCUAUUUACGAAUUCAAGUAUUAGUUAAUCAUUAAUUCAUAUUUUCCAUUCGAACAAAUUGAAUAGUACUUUAUUGAAUUAGUUUUGGUUUCUUUUGUUACUAGUAUUUUAUUGUGUUGAUAGUAAUUAUUUGUUCAAUUAGGGGAAUCAGUAUGUCAAUACAAAAAAGUUGUAUAAAAACUUAUAA